AAAUGGACAACCUUGACUUUCAAACUACUACCUUAUAUUAUCGAUGAUCCUGACCUUCAUAUUAUUGAUGGGGUUGAAACCAUUUACGAAGAAGAUCUAGAAUCUUUCGAAAUUAAAAGUGUAUGCGAUUUAAAUAAAG
This is a messenger RNA of Cetraspora pellucida, 139 nucleotides long. NCBI's taxonomy places the organism in Eukaryota, Fungi, Glomeromycota, Glomeromycetes, Diversisporales, Gigasporaceae. The record is from the annotation of a GenBank genome assembly.